Molecule: messenger RNA, 920 nt
Organism: Sorex araneus (European shrew)
Lineage: Eukaryota; Metazoa; Chordata; Mammalia; Eulipotyphla; Soricidae
Product: skin secretory protein xP2-like
Exons: 4
Coding region: 83-721 (212 amino acids)
Source: RefSeq, a predicted model, not a curated record
GGAAUUUUGGAGGCAGUCUCAUUUCCUGUGAAGCUCUGAAGCUUUACUUAUCUCUUCUUUCUUCUUUCUCUAGCUUACCACCAUGAAGUUCCUAGGGUUCCUCGUACUGAUGGCAGUGUCUGCAUUCUUGGUCUCUGGCCAGGAUGCAGCACAAGACCCAUCUGCUCCUGCCCCUGAUGCCGGUGCAACUAACACGGCCCCGGAGGACACUGCGGCCUCUGAUGGCACUACAGGCAGUGACACUACAGGUGAUGAUGCCGCACCAGCCCCCGCCGCCGCUGAUGCCACCACAGCCGCCCCCGCCGCCGCUGAUGCCACCACAGCCGCCCCCGCCGCCGCUGAUGCCACACCCGCCCCCGCCGCCGCUGAUGCCACACCCGCCCCCGCCGCCGCUGAUGCCACCACAGCCGCCCCCGCCGCCGCUGAUGCCACACCCGCCCCCGCCGCCGCUGAUGCCACACCCGCCCCCGCCGCCGCUGAUGCCACCACAGCCGCCCCCGCCGCCGCUGAUACCACAGCCGCCCCCGCCGCCGCUGAUGCCACCACAGCCGCCCCCGCCGCCGCUGAUGCCACCACAGCCGCCCCCGCCGCCGCUGCUACUACUUCUGCGACUUCUACCACCACAACUACUUCAGCCAGUACUACUAAAAAGAAGACUUUGUUUCCUAUCAUUUCAGGUAUAGCAGACACAAUUUUAAAGAAAAUACCACGUUUUUUCUGAAGUGGGAGCUUCUUCAAGUGAUCUACUAGCCUGAAAAAUGUCUUUAUAUAUCUUAGCUAAUAUAACUGGUACCAAUUCUUUGAUCUGUAAUCAAUUAUCUAUUUUCAAAUAAAAAUGAUUGUGAGCAAUACAAAAGUACUAUUUAUUUUUAGGGUUGAGGUUGGUAAGUUAAUGCUUUAAUAAACCUAUACAAUUUGCA